Messenger RNA from Aaosphaeria arxii CBS 175.79, 1177 nucleotides. RefSeq lists its product as uncharacterized. The record is from RefSeq and is a predicted model, not a curated record. The coding region runs from base 243 to 1001 and encodes 252 amino acids. NCBI's taxonomy places the organism in Eukaryota, Fungi, Ascomycota, Dothideomycetes, Pleosporales. The transcript is spliced from 2 exons.
UCAUUGUAUGGUCUUUUGGAUAAUUACUCCAUGUAAAUCUGAAUCGAGUUAUGAACAUACUUGGAGAAUUCGGGUUCUGAUUUUGCGUCAGUGAGCGCUCGCAUUCUUUUACCAGUUUUGCCACUGCCGCCUUCUUGCGAACGCCUGUUCUCUCACAAUUCGAAAUACCUGCCAAACACGAGGCCGACGAUCAUCCUACUUCCUUGCUUCCUGACAUUUACGGAUUCUUCUAGUUCACCGAAAUGGAUGGUCACGAGAACCAGAAGACUUCGCGAGAGGAAAGCGAUUACAGCUCUCGUGGUCAAUCUCACCUUGCCCACAGGCACAGGACUGACACUUUCUACCCAUCCAGGGUAGGCGUCAAGCCAAAACGCCGCAACCCUGUCCCAUUGAAACGUCGACGGGAUGCUAUCAAGAGUGGAAGUCUGCCUCGGAAUGAUUUCGAGCGUGACUGGUAUAGAAAACACCUCGAUGCUGCGCGCACCGUGCCUGAGCGCUACCGUCCUGACCAACAACCCGGUCCAGUUCGCGACUGGAGAUAUGCUUUAGAUAGAAACGCAGAACUAAGCAACAGCUCGGCAUUCAGGCGACGGCAUGCACACUCCGACCGCUCUCGCUCACCAGUGAGCGUCGAGAAUAGAGAGAACGUUCGUAAUGGGCAGUCUCAAUCAACUACAAAUUCUCCAAGAACCACUCGUCUUUCAGGCCAACGAGAGAACACGUCUUCCUCUCUUCGUCAGAAUCCCGUAGAUGGUCGAACAAUGAAGCGCCCCGAAAGCAGUGAACACAGCAGUCCGAGGCUGAGCUCUCGCCGGUCGCUGUCCAGCGAUAAUCCAUCACUUCAUGAUGAACCCAAUCACCAAAACCGAUUCGAACGUACCGAAAGAGGAUCUGAGGCAGGUGCAAACAGACACUGGAGUCGGUCUUCUGCAUCCACUCGCAUACGACAUAGAAGAUACACUGACAGGUAUCGACCGCGAAGUCAAGACCAUGGGCGAUAGUUGGACACUCGGUUAUGGAACAUGUUAAGUGGAAGGCAGCACGCGUGAUUCAAAAUAUCGGUCAUCCCCAUCGUUUCGGUUUGUCUCUUCGCAUAGUGAAGAGCCGUUACAAUGGGUGCUCAUACUUGGAAAAUGAAUGAUCGAAGCAUGACUCGACCUAGGAGUAAGAUAGCGAC